AUGACGUCUACAAGUGCCUCCAAGGACAAGGUCUACGAGAAGGUCAUCAACCCCUACCUUCCGGAGGUGAUGAAACACCCUCAAACCAUGGAGAUGCGUGAGGGGGUGCUUCACAUCCGAGAUGUUCAAGGGCCAAGGAAGACUGGAAGCGUGGAGGCUAGGCUCGAAGCGGUGGAGCAGGAGGUCUUCAAGUGCCAAGGGAUGGUCGAACGCGGACUCAACGCCAACCACUCCAUGAUCGCGGAAUUCACCCGUGAUCACAAGCUGGAAAACAAUAGUAUUGGAGAGGCCAUCUUCAAGCUUCAUGAGAAAACUGAGCAUCUACAAGCCUAG
This is a messenger RNA of Aegilops tauschii subsp. strangulata, 333 nucleotides long. RefSeq lists its product as uncharacterized. The record is from RefSeq and is a predicted model, not a curated record. NCBI's taxonomy places the organism in Eukaryota, Viridiplantae, Streptophyta, Magnoliopsida, Poales, Poaceae.